AAGCCUGGCGGAGAGAGCCAGAGAGAAAGCCUGAGAGCGCCUCGGAGCCAGAGCCGAGGGAGCGGAGACAGCCCCAGCGUGGAGGGAUGGGGUGAGGGCGGGAGGAAGCAGCGGCAGCGACAGCGCGGAGGCCACCGGUGCCCGCAGUCCCGGACCCGAGGGCGCUACCGGCUUGGCGCUCGCUCGGGGCGCUCCAGCGCCGGCUGCACUGGUGCUGCGGGGCUCAGGGGCGGCCGCACGACCAGGUGCCUGCCCAGAAGGUGGCCGGCUCCGGUCAGCAGCGCGCCCCAGGGGAGCCAUGGCGACAGGGACCGGGGGACGCCAGGCGGCGCCGAGGGGCUGAGCCGGCCGCCGGUCGCGGGCCCUGAGCGCCGGCGGGGGGCGCGCACCAUGAACUCGUGGGACGCGGGCCUGGCGGGGCUGCUGGUGGGCACGAUGGGCGUCUCGCUGCUGUCCAACGCGCUGGUGCUGCUGUGCCUGCUGCACAGCGCCGACAUCCGCCGCCAGGCGCCAGCGCUCUUCACCCUGAACCUCACGUGCGGCAACCUGCUGUGCACCGUGGUCAACAUGCCGCUCACGCUGGCCGGCGUCGUGGCGCAGCGGCAGCCGGCCGGCGACCGUCUGUGCCGCCUGGCUGCCUUCCUUGACACCUUCCUGUCCGCAAACUCCAUGCUCAGCAUGGCCGCGCUCAGCAUCGACCGCUGGGUGGCCGUGGUCUUCCCGCUGAGCUACCGGGCCAAGAUGCGCCUCCGCGACGCCGCGCUCAUGGUGGCCUACACGUGGCUGCACGCGCUCACCUUCCCCGCCGCCGCGCUCGCCUUGUCCUGGCUGGGCUUCCACCAGCUGUACGCCUCGUGCACGCUGUGCAGCCGGCGGCCGGACGAGCGCCUGCGCUUCGCCGUGUUCACUGGCGCCUUCCACGCGCUCAGCUUCCUGCUCUCCUUCGUCGUGCUCUGCUGCACGUACCUCAAGGUGCUCAAGGUGGCCCGCUUCCACUGCAAGCGCAUCGACGUGAUCACCAUGCAGACGCUCGUGCUGCUCGUGGACAUCCACCCCAGCGUGCGGGAGCGCUGUCUGGAGGAGCAGAAGCGGAGGCGGCAGCGAGCCACCAAGAAGAUCAGCACCUUCAUAGGGACCUUCCUCGUGUGCUUUGCGCCCUACGUGAUCACCAGGCUGGUGGAGCUCUUCUCCGCGGCGCCCAUCGGCUCGCACUGGGGCGUGCUGUCCAAGUGCUUGGCCUACAGCAAGGCGGCGUCCGACCCCUUCGUGUACUCCCUGCUGCGACACCAGUACCGCAAGAGCUGCAAGGAGAUCCUGAACAGGGUCCUCAACAGGCGCGCCGUCCACUCCUCAGGCCUCACGGGCGACCCUCACAGCCAGAACAUGCUGCCCGUCUCCGAGUGAGGCCCGCGCUGCUCCGCACGGCUCAGUGAGGCGGCGGUGAGCAGAGGGGAAGGCGGGCGUGGGGCCCCCGGGGCGGACGCCACCAGCCGCCAGCCUCGAGCUAUGGGGCAAGCCCGGUGGCCCUGGUUCCCUGGCUUUACGGCUCUGGAGCCUCUGCUUCCUGGCUCCUCAAGGGCAGAUGUUGGACUGUCCCUAUUUGUCACCAAAGGAUGACUGUGGCCCUGCUCUGGCCUUUCUCUCUAGAAGCUCCUUUGAGCUCCCUGACUUGCCUGAGGCUCCCCAGGGGCUGGCCCUCAGUCCUGCCACUGUCGAGGACGCAGAGGGCUGGUGGCAGGUGGGGAAGCAGGGUGUCCACCUGUUUGCUGGCCACCGGACCCGGGGCUCCAUGCUGAAGAAAAGAGGUGGUAUCCAGGGGACAUUGCCGUCAUACUGAAAGUGAGGCUGGCAGUGGCCGUUUGGCCGCAGGUCUGACGUGGCACCUCUUCUCCACAGGGUAGGGGUGGCUGCUCUAACCCAAAUAUCAUCCAGCUGGUACUAACUACAUUGUGCUCAGCUGGGACUCUUGGGCUCUGCACCCAAGGGGACGAUGUUUGACAGCUCGUGGCUACCCAAUUGCUGCUGACCAGUUGUCUUAGAAAUGGGAACUUAGAUUCCACUUUUGUCCCUCCCUUCCCCGGAAAAGCUAAUGUUUGUGUGUGUAGACAGUCUUGGCGUGGGAAUGGUUGAAUUGGGUGGGGAAUACACGUAUUAGGUUCUUUGCGGUCUGGCCGGGAAGUCACCAUCUGAUUCACAUGUCCUGACUGCUGGACUUCAGUAAGAGCAGGAGGAAUGUGGCUGGUUGGUCUCCUCUCCCCCGUCUGUGACCUGGAUCUGCAGGAAGCCUCUCGCUUUGUCCUACACAACUUGUCCAGCACGUCCUGUGAGAUGGACGGGCAAAAACUGGCCUCAGCAGGGACUUAGCCUCUGUGUCAAGGCACUGGGUUCCAUUAUCUGGGUGGCUUCCUAUCCUAGUUUCUGUAGUCUGUCAACAGAAAGUAGGGGCUGGCCAAGGUUUUCAAGAGAGUGACAUUGUCAUAGAAUACCGUAGCUAUAGCACACAUGCCAAUGCAUUAGCAGCCCUGUCUCGAUUUAAUAAAAACCAGGGUGCGUGGACCUCACUUUCUGCCCAUGCCGUCUUUGUUUACCAUCUCAGAUGAACUCUUGAGGGCUAAGAGCAGUUGUUUCUGGAUCCUCCGCUGGAAGUGGUCCUGCAGGGUGGAAAGGCGGGGAGCAGCGGAGGCAGGUGGCUCACUCUGUCCUUCCAGCCACUCAUGUCUGCAGGUGUGAUGGGGAGGGUCUGGUUCAACAGGGAGUGACCAGAGAGAGACUACUGGUUUUUUCUGCCAGGCAGCCCCGUAUUUAAAAGCAGAGAAGUGUGUGUGUGCACCUGUAUUUGAAAAGCUAAGAUGUCGUCUUAUUAACUCUUAGCUCCUCAUUUAGUAAACCACUCAGCCUGGUCUGCCCUCACCUAGUUUCAAAGUUUCCACGAACGCAAGAAUGGAGACAGAUAUAGCUUCCAAAUAGGAUUUGACAUCUUUGAGUUGCUGUCAGAGGUGUGUGCUCACACCUGCUUGGGGGAGCCAAUGGGGUACACCCCUCCCCAAUUCCAUAAUCAGGAUGCCACACUGGUAGCUUGAAAUCAGCCACCAUGGGAGCUUUCAUACCAUGAAAAUCAGCAGCUGCUACAAAUCAGGCCUUUUCCCCACAGAGAGCUGGUUGUUAAGCACCUACCAGCACAGCACUGCCAGGCAUGACUGUGUGUGUUACUGAAAUCAAAUUGCUCUGGUUCAGAGCCCGUUUGGCCACUCAAGUUUGUACCACGACAGACAUGAGCUUUCGUAGAGCCUUCCCAGUGACGAGCAGCUGUUCAUCCCCUAGAAUUCCACUAGGAUUGAAACAAGCAGGGAGCCAAGAUGGUAUGCACGAUUGAAUCCAACAAGGGUACCUCCCUUUUUACACACAGACUUUUAAAGUUGGGCACAGAGGAGCAGUGACCCUGCGGAUGAGGUCAGUGGACAGUCAAAUUCAAGCAGCAAUAUAUAUUUUCACCAAUUUCAGUUUGGAGGAAUAACUCUGGCAGAUCCUGUCUGCGUUUGCUCUGUCCUGUAUAGGCAAAAUGUCACGCUCCUGGUAGCAACUAGAUCUCUUUUCUGUCUUCUUCAUCUAAGAAGUAAGAUCUGUCACCCACAAUAGCCCGUAACUUGAAAAGAUGCAUUUCGUUGUUUUCACUAUACUUCUAAAACUGCUUAAAAACCAACCAAUAAAACCAGUUGCAUUGGUGUCAUGCAGGCAGAAACUCCAGAUAUGUUCAUUGAUUGGGUUUUUCAUUAUUAUUUGGACACAGGUAUUAAAACCCAAGGGGAAAUGAGAAGAAAAUGACUGCAUUAGCAGUCAGCAUCGGACAGCUCUCACUCUGCUACAAUUUCCUUUAGAUAAAUGUUUAUACUCAUCUAUAUACAGGCUAUAAAAUUUGCCCCUGGCUUUAUUAUUCCCAAUUGAAUUAUCUACCUCAUUUUGGUAAUUUAAUUUAUCAAAUGUAACAUUGUUUUCUCAGGUACAACACAUAGAAACACUAAGAUUUUCAGCAUUGAAGUCCAAGGGCCUGGCCCAAACUCUGGUAAAUGGUUGGACUUGGUAAAGACAUUUAAGAAGCUUGAAAAUAAAACCCGUAAAGGGAAGGCUCUCAGAUUCCUAAAUCUGCAGACGGGGCUCGGUUCCUAGUCCUCCUACACACUCAGAAUUUGCCUUUUUAAUCAUCCUGCAAAACCACUCUAGCUUUCCCUUAGCCCCCUUCCUGAAGGGGGAUUGUAGAGCCCUGGGCCCCCCCCAAGGACGGCCCAUGUGCAUGCGUGCUGUGCCAUGUGGGCUUUGUGCGUCUCGGCCAGCUCACCUCUCCCAGAUGUUCCCAGCAGCAGGCCCGCGUUGACUGAGAAAUCAGGCUGGGGGAGGAGGGGAGCUGUCUUGAGUCAUCGCAGGCCAACUGUAUGUUCUCCUAGGACCCAGCUCAGUCUCCUGUCACCACGAGCAAUAAACCCUCUCUCCUCGUGUUUGUGAAGUUAAUUUUCUUUUUCACGGUGCCUUUCUUUCUGAGGGAAGAUGGAAAGAACGGGCCAGGUUCCUGUGCUGGUUGUCACCUUCUACAAGCUUGGGUGCAGAACCGAAGGCUGCAUUGUUAGGGUGUAACCCCAGUGCAGGAUGAACUGAUUUGCCUGAUUUUAAUGAGGGAUAUCUUAUCAGGUGCCAGAACCCCCUUGGAUCAGCUCAUAGCCUUUACACCGUGAGCGCCUCGGGGAAGAAGAGGCCCUGGAUGUUUUUGUAUCUGGAAUGGAGCCAGCGGCUCUUAAACUUUGCUAUGCCCAAGAGUCACGAAGGAAGGUUGUCUAAAAUGCGGAUCCUGCCCGGCCCCUCGGAGAUCCAUCCGAGCAGGUCCAGGCAGCACCUGGGUUUCUGCAUCUUCACCAAGGCCUUAGGUAACUACUCCCUAAGGAGAAAUGAUCUCGGAUGCUUGGAUAAACUCUAUAGAAAGCUGAGUGUUUCUAAAUAUCUAAGUUUCAAUUGUCUUGUAUCUUUCCCUAAUUCUCCAAAUAGUUCGAUCUCCAGCUCUAUUCAAAGGCGGGGGCAUUGUGUUCUCAGACGGACAAAACUGAUCUCUCCAUGAAAUUCUAAAAACCCCUCUCCGUAAGAUUCUGGCUGCCCACCCUGACCUCCCAAGGCAUUUGCAAAGCAGCCUCAUUCCUUUCUGUGGGGCUCCCAAGUUGUCAGCGCGAGAUGUGUUUGGGGUGUCGGCCGAGGAUGGCCAGGAAGCCUUGUGAGAGGAAAGGAACCAUGGUGUUCAGAGGGGUCCCCAGGGACACUUGCUUGGGUCUGGGAUCAGACCCUGCUGGGGCAGCCUGGCAGCGGGAGGAGGUGACAUCCGACACCUCUGCCACUACCCAGAGCUUGUCCCACCCUCUUCCCACCCAGCCUUGUACAUGGGGAGCUGAGCCAGGCUGAGGCAGGGCCGGGGGAGACAGUUUGGGACGCCAGCCCCUGGGUGCGGGUCUCUUGUUGGUCCCAUCCAGCGUGGCUGACCCUUGCUGGUAUCCCAGGAACAGCUGGUGUUAAUGACAAUGGUCCUAACGGCUGGUGUGUACAGAGUAAGGACUAGAGCCCAGGCUAGUGUCUGAAGUAUGCUGGGGUCGUGUUUCAGUUAAUCUUUAUAAUGUUUUGAUAUAGCGCUAUUAUCAUCUCCAUUUUAUGCACCUGGGAACAUUUGUAGGUCCUGAGUAAAUGCAAACAGGACAGUGGUCUCAAGAAGGGCAGGCUGGUAAAAUGGGAGAAUUCCCCAGUUUCACCGGACUCUGGGCAAUUCUGGGCUCAGUGGAUGUCCUUCUGCCAUCAGCAACGGCCCCACUUCUCAGCGCCUGGGCUAACACCCCGGCCACCAGCCGGGCCUUGGGACCCCCCCCCGUCAUGUGGUUGGGAAGGAACUCUCUGGACUUCUCUUUCUCUGUGUGUGUUUCCAGCGGAAGAAGCUUAGCAGCAGCGGUGUGCCCAGGAGGCAACACUCACAGCCUCUGAGCCUCUCUGAGCAAAGGCUUUAGGUGUGUGGGGCCCAUGGUCUAUCUGGGUUUUCCUGAGACUCUGGGCCAUCGGCCCCCGUGAGCAUCUGCAGCACACAGCACCCCCUAGCACCGAGGUGGACCUUUUAGCACCUGGCAGCCGGGAGGACUUGCACGGAGGACCCUGGUAUUGGCGCUGGGCCCCUGGGCUGAGCGGAUGUGGGAGACGCUGCGAGGAGCUUGGCCCCCGCACACCAGGGGGAGCACUGGCUGGGAGCAGCGUGGCCUGUGAGGCCCCCACCUUCCCAGCUGCCUCCCACUUUCUCCCAAAACCAAGUGGCUGAUUAGCCCCCAAAGCUUAGUCUGACCCCAGGCCAGCUGCCUUUGCUCCUCUGGUGGCCGAAGUCCUGGCCUGGUCACAGGAGGGUGGCAGGAACCUCUGGCUUGCUCCUGCCUCCAUUCAGACGCAGCCAGGGAGGCACAGGCCUCCUCCCGCCUCCUCAGGGUUCUGCAAGCUAGCGGGGACAAGUCAGGGGUUCCGAGGAACGCAGCUGUCCAACUUCCAGGGAGUCCUCAUGGGUAGACAGAGGUGGUGAGCACGCAUGGUGGCUUCGCCCAGCCUGCCGCAGACACUACUGUGCAGAGCAGCAACCCUCCGGGGCAGCAGGAUGUGCACACUCGGCAGCCGUGGGCCCUGCCCCGGAGCCUGCCACUCUGCACACAUUACUGAGCACCCGCUCUGUGUGGCCUGUGCUGAGUCAGGCUGGGGAGACGCGUCAUUGCUCUACGGGGUGGGGCGCAGGUGCCUCGGAGGUGUGCGCUCAGUGUUGUGAGGGUCAGGGCUGGAGAGCUUGGCUGCUGAGGAAGGAGAGUUCUGGAAGGCUCCACAGAGGUGCUGACAUUUGGGUCAGAACAUAGAGUAGGGAGGGGGAUGGGAGCCUCGUGGUGAGGGGUCUGGGUGGGUCGAGCAUAGGUGGGGCCAGGGACGGUGCCAGGUGGACCCUGACAGGGAGGUCCAGUGUCUCCUGAGACAGGUCAAACGCAACCUGUGGCCAGAGGGAGAUGACAGAAGUCAAAGUUGGGAGUAUCGAAGUUAGAUCUGUCUUGGAAAGAAAAGACAUGGAGAAAGUCCGUGUGUGUUUAGCUGCCAAAAAAAAAAAAAAAAAAAGAGUGGGAGG
Microcebus murinus (gray mouse lemur) is the source of this 7162-nucleotide messenger RNA. It is a transcript of the gene GPR26, whose product is annotated as G protein-coupled receptor 26. Lineage: Eukaryota; Metazoa; Chordata; Mammalia; Primates; Cheirogaleidae. Gene Ontology annotation, biological process: adenylate cyclase-activating G protein-coupled receptor signaling pathway. Gene Ontology annotation, cellular component: membrane. Gene Ontology annotation, molecular function: G protein-coupled receptor activity. The record is from RefSeq and is a predicted model, not a curated record.